Molecule: messenger RNA, 992 nt
Organism: Nicotiana attenuata
Lineage: Eukaryota; Viridiplantae; Streptophyta; Magnoliopsida; Solanales; Solanaceae
Product: trafficking protein particle complex subunit 5
Exons: 8
Coding region: 84-668 (194 amino acids)
Biological process (GO): endoplasmic reticulum to Golgi vesicle-mediated transport
Cellular component (GO): TRAPPI protein complex; TRAPPIII protein complex; TRAPPII protein complex
Source: RefSeq, a predicted model, not a curated record
AUGAAUAACGAAAUCUGAGUGCCUAAAGAACAGUAAACACACUAUACAGAGCUUACCGAUCUGGGAAGAGUCGAAGCAAGAAAAUGAUCGGAGUAGGGAAGAUGAAGCAGUACACAAAUGUCUUAGAAAGACCCCUCAGUAAGGGCAAACAAGAGGUCAGUUUGAGUGGUUUUGCAUUCUUGUUUUCCGAGCUUGUUCAGUACAAUCAGACCCAAGUGGACAACAUUACUGAAUUAGAGCGAAGGUUAGAGGAUGCUGGAUAUGCUGUUGGAGCACGGAUUUUGGAACUCCUCUGCCAUAGAGAAAAGGGAAACAGAAGGGAGACACGACUACUGGGUAUACUCUCGUUUGUGCACAGCACAGUAUGGAAGGUUUUGUUUGGGAAGGUUGCUGACUCGCUUGAGAAAGGAACUGAGCAUGAAGAUGAAUAUAUGAUUAGUGAGAAGGAGCUCCUUGUCAACAGAUUCAUUUCAAUACCAAAAGAUAUGGGUGCAUUCAAUUGCGGAGCUUUUGUUGCGGGUAUUGUAAGGGGAGUUCUGGAAAAUGCAGGUUUCCCAGCGGUUGUGACAGCUCAUUUCGUCCCUGUGGAGGGGCAGCAGCGACCGCGGACAACAAUUUUGAUUAAAUUUGCUGAAGAGGUACUAAGAAGGGAAGCCAGACUAGGUUGAUGUUUAUUUAUCGUCAUAUUUGGUGCAAAUUUCUCGAACGACAUUAUGGUGAGAUGACAAACGAAAAUUCCUAAGAAGAUCCAAUGCCAUUUUGGCAUUAUUGGCAAUAGUGGAUUUGUGUUAACACAUUCUGAGGUUCACAAGAAGCAUUUUUCUAUUUGGUGUAAAAUAUUGCAAUUCAAACUGUGAGUUCUGGAAAUUACAUGUUAACGAGCUGUUGGUGGAAAGUUAUUUGGCCUAAUUCGAGUUGGAGAGGUCACUGUUGUUUUAGCUUUGUAAAAAAUUUCAAAUAUAUCUGGAAAAAUUGUUUUUGCUACAUUAUCA